Molecule: messenger RNA, 10350 nt
Organism: Porites lobata
Lineage: Eukaryota; Metazoa; Cnidaria; Anthozoa; Scleractinia; Poritidae
Source: the annotation of a GenBank genome assembly
AGCAACCUGAGGAAUUAACGUUUGAAGAUGGGUGCUGCUGUACGCGUUUUUAUCAAAAUUUCCCUAGAAAUUCGCUGGAUAGAUGGAGUCAGCCACGUCGUUGACAUUAAAGAUCAUUGCGUUUGAUAUUGUGCCACCGCAUCAUUAAAUCAGCCCCUGAAAUGAGCAAAGACAUGGUUGAAUCUUAAGUUUGCAAACCAUGGAUCAACCAGCUACUGUCCAAUGUGACGGAUUUGACAACCUUUACAGUCGAGAUGACGAGCAAACUAACGACUUGCCAAAUGAAGAUGAAAGUGGUGUACUGUUUUACGUAAAUAAGGAUGGUUUCCCUAUCAAAAAGAAAACAUGGGAAAGGAUGUGGCAUCAUGUUGAGAAAAUACAUCCUAAGGGAAGUCAAAUGGUGCAGGGAAUAAGACAGUGCCAACACCUAGAAAAGGUAGGAUGCUGGAUAGCUAGCUGAAGGAGAUACAGUUAGCGGUUGUUUUCCCACAUGCAGACUACUCGCAGGAAAGGUGACUCUACCACACCAGAAACUUGUAUAAAAUCAAUGUGACAUGAGCGAAGCAGUCAGAGUCUAGUUGUUUACAAUUAAAAUUUGUCUUUGAGUUCGUAGCGCUAAAAUGUUUGAAAAUCCAGACGUUUUGGGACUACUGUCCCUUCAUCAGUGGAAGAUGCCGUUACAACGUUAAUUUUUAAAUGCAAAACUUUACAGCCGUGCGGCAUAAACAUUGACUUCAAUUUUAUUUGAGCGAACUCUUCCAGCGGGCACUUCAAAUGUUGCCACAUUUGAAUAAAAUGAUGCGCGCUCAGUGUAACGGCAUCUUCCACUGAUGAAGGGACAGUAGUCCCGAAACGUCUGGAUUUUCAAACAUUUUAGGAAGAUGCCGUUACACUGAGCCAAUAAAAUGUAGCAACAUUUGAAGCGCCCGCUGGAAGAGUUCGCUCAUGUAAAAUUGAAGUCAAUGUUUAUGCCGCACGGCUAUAAAGUUUUGCAUUUAAAAAUUAACGUUGUAACGGCAUUUUCCACUGAUGAAGGGACAGUAGUCCCGAAAUGUCUGGAUUUUCAAACAUUUUAGCGCUACGAACACAAAGACAAAUUUUAAUUGUAAUCAACUAAUCAGUGCUACUCAGUUCCUAACCAUGUUUAGAGUCUAGUUGUGUUAGGGAGUGAUCAUUAAUUUCUAUUACAUCGCAGAGGGGGGGGCAGGGGUUUUGGAAGGGAGUUACAAUCAUUGAACAGGCUUAAUUUUGUGUCCCUUCUUUUGACUUUGUUCUGCAGAACAGACUCCAGCAAUAACCCAAAAAAUUGGGAUUCCACCGUAUUUCAAUGUGUAGUUUUGUGGGGUACAUUUCUGCACAGCCCCAACCAUUUCAUUCAGCAAUCUCAUAUUUCACAGAAAUACUCAUUUAUAUGAAUAGAGUUGAAACAUGUAUGCACAUUAAAUUUAUAGGGCGGUGCAGAAAUCUUACCUUUUUUGGUUUAUGUGUCCUACCAUAAUAAUCAGUAGAAAUCAAUCAUUGAUUGCAAUGAAUAAAAUCAAUAAUCAAAUGGAUUAGUAUUGAUUGAUUUGGUUAAUCAAUGAAGAUCACUACUGGUAAUAUCUCACCAAGAUUUCUGAUAUCUAUAGAUAAUAGCAGAUUAUGAAAAAGCGAAAACCUCAUCUUAAAAGCAUUCAUUAGAACGUUAAAGCAACCACCCUGCAUAAUCACGCGUGAUUGUAAGAAGAUCUUUACUCAAAUCUCACAAGGUCCAACUUUUAAUAGCACUAAUCCAGUGUACUGACAGACAAUAACAGAUGACUUAAAAAAAAUGAUGGCUGUAAUAAGAUCUGCAGGAAUAGGGAAAAGUGGAUUGUGUCAGUGACCUGAUACAAAAUCAGGGGUUUCAGUAAAAAAUGAAGUAACCAGCAGGUUUGAAUAGAUUAACUGACUGUAUCAACAAGGGGCCAUUAGUCCCCUUUUUCUAGAGCGGGGAGGGGAUCUGGGGGCCUGCUUCCCCACAAAAUUUUGAAAUUUCAAAGCCCUAAAAUCCAAUUUUCAGCGUUCUGGGGACUAAAUUGAGGAUAAAAGAGCAUGUUUUUUUUCAUUCACCUUGUGAAUUAUCAUUUACACAAUCAGCUCUUACAACCAAUGAACAAUUGAUGAAAAGUAGAUUACCUAAUGUUUUUGGAAAAACAUUAACAUCAAUAACACUGCCUUUUACUCUUUUUGAAAGUCAUUACUGACAAGUACAUUGCCAUCCAUGACAAACAAAGUUUAUUUUUAACCCUCUAUGUGUUCAACGUCAAGACAAUGAAGUAUAUUUCUGCAUGAAUCUGUACCACCCUGCCCACUUUGCAGCCAUAAUAGUGUUCAUCUUCUUUUGAGAUGCUUCUGCUAAGAGAAUCUUUUGUUGAUGCACUCCAAGUGGAAUGCCUCGUCGUCAAGCUUUGUCUCGGUCAUGAUCUCAUCCAUUGUUUCUUGAAUGUCAGGAUGUCCUGAUAUUCAAGAAUAUGGCUGCAAAGAACGCAGGGUGCCCCGAAAAUAUGGAAGAUUAAAUUUGCUGUCAAUUUUAAUUAAGUGCAACCACUUCGUUAUGCACUUAGGGCUGUCACUUAUAAGAGAAUUGACUGUAUGUCUAAAAAGAUACAACUGUAUGAUAAUCUCAUUUCAUUAUUAUGUCUAAAUAUUAUGUUGGUAUGCAUUUAAAAAUUUAUGAUGAAAGAGGCCAACUUGACCAUCUUCAUACAUGUAAAUAUAUUUUGGCGUAAGGAAAAUAGAGUGAUGAACUAAGGUCAUACCAUUAUUAUUAUUCAUUAGCCAGAGUAGCUGUAGGCAAGUUAGACAAAGUGGUAGGCGAGAUAAUACAUACACAUGCAGGCAAUGAUUUACUUUCCAGUGAGUGAGCCCAUACAUGUAGAGAUAACCUGACCAUGGAGCUGCUGUGGGAGGUUACAAACAUUGUUGUUAACCCACAAAUUGCAGCUCAAUUUGUAAUGACAGUUCCUAAGAAGUCCUAAAACUAAUGUCAUUUUAUUUGUAGGUACCGUAUGUAGCAGCACCAGUGUUUACUGCAGUCAUGUCAGUGGAAGAGAAGCUGGGACUGAUUCAGAGCUAUUUACAGCAGCUACAGUAUCCUCUAAAGAAAACUUUAUUUGCCUGGCAGCCUAAUUCUGUUUUUCUAAAAAAAGAAUUGUUUUUGGAAACUUAGAUUUGUAUAUCAUAUUGGCAGUGUUCAAUCUAGAAAUUAUGGAAAGUGGGUCAAAUGUCCCACGUGACAUUUUAAAUUGGGUCAUUUCAAAAAUGGUCUGGGUCAAAUUAUUAUGAUAAUAAUAAACUUCGAAAAACUUGCAAUAUCCCUGUUAUGCUAUACACUACCAGUAUAUUUUUACAACUUUUUAGCAUUUUAAGUCAGUUUCAAUGUUUUCGAAUUUUUUAUCCCUAUUAUAGUUUUUAUGCUUUUCACAGUUUUGAUUUGCUUAUUGCAGUAACUGGAUACAGUCAAAUAAUUGUAAAGCCGAAAAAGACCAAUUAUGAAUAAAAGGAAACCAAAAAAUGCCUGUUUGACCAUUUUUACACUUCAUACUUUCUAAUCAGCGUUAACUAACAAGAACACACACAAGAACACACCCUGAACAAAGUCAACGAACGAAGCGUGAAUCGAUCGGCAACGUUGCAGAACGUUGUAGUAGUGUCCAGUCUCUCUCGGAAUUGGAACGCCUGACACAAAAAGUACUCGUACAAACGUAGUCUGAAACACCAGUCAUUUCGCGAUUUCGCGUGUUCAUAUAAGGCUAGUAAGCACACAUAUUUGUUUUUAAAUUUACUUUUAUUAUUGCCUGCUGCUUUGGAAGUACUUAUAUACGAGAAAACUUAUUUUGGGGGUUUUUGUUUGUUUUUUUUUGCGUCAGUAUGACCCCACGAUCAUUUCAUUUUGCGUCAGAAUAGAAUAUUCUGCGUAAAUGACGCAAAAACGCGGCCUAGAUUGAACACUGUAUUGGGAAAAUAUGGGAAAAGCUGCUGGUUAUUUUUUAAAACUGCCUGAAGAAAAAUUAAGCAUUAUUUUAGUUACAUAAAAAGCAGAUAUGGUAAAUUAUUUUACUGCUCUUAUUACCGGUACUCAGUUUUUGAAUAUAGAUGGCUAUGCCUGUUCUUAGUACUUACCCUGUUUUUCUCAAAAUAUGGUCUAAAGUAAAAUCUAAUGUAUUGUAGAAUGCCCUGUUUAAGAUUUAUACAUGUAUGAGCUACACAUACCCCAGUUAAGUCUAGAGAGCAGUAUCAUUUUCUAUGGUCCAGUAGGUUCUGAAGUAAUUUCUCAAUGAAGAAACAGAAAUAUUUAUGUGCAAAUGCUCCAAAAAAAGCCUUUGGUUUUUGUAUUCAUACAUGUAUCACUGCUAUUCCAGCAUUAUACAUUUUAAAUCAUUGAUUUUUCAAGUGGUACAUGUAGUGUGUUUACACUCAUGAUUUUCUCCUUGACACUGUGAUGCAGGUAUAACCAUACAGGGACUCAGUUUUUUGAAAUUAAAAAAUUGAGGCCACUCUCAGGGUAAUUGUAUUCUUGACUUCUUUUGCUUCAAGUCAAAAUUCUUGUGUUGACUGUACAAACUUGUAGCCAAAGAUCUUUAUUUCAGUACUGCAGGGCAUCAGCCACCUAGUGAAGAUCAUAGGUUUGGAUUAAUUGGCAUUUUAAUUGUCUGGCAGAAAAUUUAGCUGUCUCAGUAUCGUCUGAUUUUAAACUUGGCAUAUUAAAUUCUUUGUUACAGCAUUAGAACAAAAUUAGCAGCACCUUUCCUGAAAUUUUAAUAUUAUAAUAAUGAUGUUUAAAGGCGGGCACUUGCAUUAAAUGUCAUGAAUAAUGAUAGAAAUUUAUAUGUAUGUAUUUUGUUUAUUAGAUUAAUGGACACAGCAAGGGAAAUGAUAAAGGAGUCCUUACCUAUCAAAUGUCUGGAGGCUGUUAUUGUUGGAUUGUAUCCUUUACAAAAAGAAGCUAUUGCACUCAUUCUACAAUUACAUCUCCUACAGAAUAUAGGGUGUGUUGCUCACAAACCAAACCACUUUAUGAUCACUACUAAGAAACAGGAAGGACAAAAACAAGGAAGUUAAGACCAAGACCAAUACAUGCAUAGGAUCAAAUGCUGUGACUGCAGCCAGGCUAACCAUACUGCAGAUGAGAUCAGCAGGAACUCUGUGUGAGCAAGUCAGUGAAGAAUAAUAAUAUUGUUUCGACCUGGUGUGAUUACUGUGUCCUAUUUCCUACUUGUAUUUUGAGUAGGCUUAGUUCAAUAACAGAUACUCCUUAACCUAAUGAUUUAAGGUAUCUCACUUGUGGAUUUCAUGAAGUGCAGAGAUUUACCAUAAGCUUCAAAACUCAGUUCAAUGGACGCUACUAUAGGUAUUUUUAUAACUUACAUGUUACAUGUACUCUUACAGGGUAGUAGCUUAGUAUUAAUUCCUUGGAAAGCAUUAGGGCCAAAGCAUAUGCUCAGGUUUAUUAUAAAUAUUUUUGUCAGAAUUAUUAUUAGCAUGGAAUGCAUAUUUUUUUUAGCAAGGUAGAAACAUGAGUUGGUUAUAAAUAUAUCUGCAUGGUGUCCACAGUUACCUAGUAACAAACUGCAAGUAAACAAAACCACAGCAAACUUGGCCAUUUUUGCGGCUGUUUUAACUGUCAACAAGUGCCUUUGUUGAUGAAUUUUGAUGGCAGAAGUACUUAAAAGGGCAAAUAGAAGGGAUUUGGAGGAUUAGCUACAACAAUGGUACCAAUGGUAUAACCUUGAGUAAUGAUUUAUUUAAAUUUUUAAAACAACCACAAACAUAUCUAGUUGUACUUUAUCUGACAGAACUAUGCUCCUGAUAUAUGCCUGGGGCACUACACCAUUCUUCAAAUUGUCUUGAAUAUGCGAUAACAUCCCUUUUUAAACCAAGGACCCAAAAAAUACUUGCCCAAAUCCUUUGAUCAUCCCUGUCACUUUUAGAAGUGACAGAGUUAAAACUCUGGAGUAGUCCAAGCCUCCUGGGCUGUCAAGAACUACCAGUUCAAGGUGAUUAUCCUUGCACUGUAUCAGUGAUUAUCCUUAUCACUGUAUAGAUUUGGAAAAUGGCCAAAAAUGAGCAUGAGGCUGGGUGAUUUUAUGUGGGCAACAUUAAGCCUUAUUUUGAAGUCAUUAUAUAUCCUACUUUGAGUAUCAUAUUAAGUUUUAUACUGGUGACAUUAACCCUUAUUUUGAAAUCAUUAGCUUUCUCAUCACCCUUAUUUCAAAAUAAUUGGCUGAAACCUCUGUAUAACGAAGUCCUCGAUAUAUAAUGCAUGAUUAUCUUUACCCGAGUAACAGUAAAAUAUAUUAAAAAGAACCUCAAUAAAACAAAACCUCCUUUUAGCCAGUCCCUUGGCCCUUUGUUACAUCAAGGGUCCACUGUAUUGAAUACUGUACGGGAACACCAAUGCCUCUGAGGAGAAAGCAGUGAUGGAACAUGGCCCUGAAUUAUUUUAAUGACACAGUUCAUAACAAGGUUGUACAUGAAUCUGUUUGAUAGGCAUGUGGUUCUUGGGGUGCAUCAUAAUGGCAGGUUUGGAACUCUGGGACUAAGUAGGCGGGAGGACUUGAUGUUCAAGCCACUGAAAUUCAAGGUCAGUUACAAGCUUAAGGGUACUGGAAAAGGUUGGAGUGUAACCUUUGUAAAGACAUGGUAAUCUGAGUGUGGUGAUACUUUACAGGGUGAUGUAGAUUAUAAUAGUUGGCGGUGGUGAUGAGGAUGAUAAUGAUGAUGAAAGUUGGUAAAAUGAUGGUAAAAUAUAGAGUAAAGAUAAUCAAGAUGAUGCUGCUGGUGAUUACUCUUCCAGCAGAGGCUAGAUUUUUGCGGUGUGAGCUGGCGGGCAAAAAGCAGGCUCUCCCAUCAACCAUUUUAUUUUCUAUUGUGCAUGCGUGAGUUUUCUCAUGGAAUUCACUAGCAAAUGAAAUCAAUCGUAACAUCUUUCAUCAGAUUGCGUGAGUUUUGUGAAAAUCAUACUUGCAAACAACACUGCUCAUGCUAUUGUGAUGUACUGUUGUUUUUAUUUUCCUGAUUUUAGCUGCAAAUCUCCUGAAGGAAAAAACUCCACCUGUUUCCUUGGAUCAUCAUGCUUUUAGGAAAGCUUACGCUAAUAACUGCCACAACUAUAAUAAUUAUUAGAUUCCUGGCUUCUUUUUGGGGAGUUUUGUUCCUGAUUUUAAUUUGGUCACAAAUCUGCCAAGGGAAAAUAUGCCACCGAUUUCCUCGGAUUUUCUCCCUUUUAAGAAAGUUCGUGCUAAUAAACUAUAAGUAUUUAAGUCCUGUUUUUUUGUAGGGAGUACAUUACCCCAUUGUUAACAGUGGUUACAAUAAGAUUAAAAAUGGUUGUGAUGCGUUUGUGUUGACAUUAAUUGCAAUUGGGGGGUAGGUAGGAAGAUACAUGUAUCUGUAGUGAUUCAGAUACAUGUGGGUGGUUGUGAUGAAGAGGAGGGGAAAGAGUGUUGAUGAUCUUAGCAACCCUACUGAUGAUGGUAGAAAUAAUGUCAUCUAGUUUCUCCUCACAUUGUUAAUUUGUUUUUCAACAGAGCCUAUGGGACCUUCUCAAUGAUUUCACCAUGUCAUACAACAAUUGUACGUGUCAGCACCAAGUACUGUAAAUACUGACUAUUUUCUGUUUCUUAUUGGACAGCACAUAUUGAUGUUUUCUGUAGUUGUUAUAGUUACAUUGUGACUGUUGUAUCUUACUUCAGAUCAUCAUACUGUAAAGAAAAUCAAACUGAGUUUGCCAGUGGUUCAUGACAUACAUAGCUGUGAGAGAAUUCAGUGGAAGGUAAAACUAACAAAUCUCCUGGUGUUGUACUCCUUUUUAUAUGAGCCAUUUAUGUAUGUACCACCCUAAAGGGUAUUGUUUUUACGCCGUUUAGGUAUGAAAACGGGCUUUAGACUUUACUUUCACCAAUUUUGGUUUGGAAUUGGGUAUGGUUUCGAAAAAACUACGGGAUUUGUUGUUUCAAAAUUCCAAAUGAAUAAGAAAGAAAGAGUAAUAUGCGAAUGCGAAAUAGAUGUAAAGAAUGUUGGCGUUCUCAUCUAAGUAAAUUGAAGACACAAUUUCUUAGAUACCGGUAGCCUGCAGUGCCUGGCGUUUUCUUUGAGCGCGCAAUUUGCUCUCGAAAGCGCCAUGUUGAAACUUCCCGAAGAGAGGAGGAGAUGGGGCGAGUCAAAGAGAGCAGGGAGGGGGCGGGGAGAGAGAAGAGAAAAUUUUUUUUCUCCCCUCCCCCUCCCCCCUUUCCUUCUUUCGCCCUCGCACCUACCGUAAGGGUUACUAUUUCUACUCUCCCCAAUCUUCCACUGUCAUAAAAUCAAAGAUGGCGGCUACAACAAUAUUACGAACACGAACAAGGUUUCGCCCACCCAAAAUACGGCUGCACUGCAGGCUAUUUCUUAGAGGACGGAACAGAAAGCAGAUGUGGAAAAGGACACUUUUUGGUCUGAAAUACGGUCAGGGUUUUGGAAACAGAGCGGCACACCCCCACCAAGAAUUCCCAGGUGUACCCCCCAUCCGGGACAAAUCUACCACAAUUUUUCAUUUCCUUUAGUCUUAUACCUCACCCGUGUCGUCCUAGCGACAUGUAUGGUCAGCAAAUAUAGUUGUAGUUUACUGUUAGACUGCAUGGAACCCAUUCUUGUAUUUUGUGUUUGUAUUGUAGUAUCUGACUUUAAGCCCUCCCAAGACAUGUCAACUGGACAUGAAAAAGUUAUUGGACAAAUUCACAAGAGAGAUCAGAGUCGCGGUAAGAUGCAUGUGUUACGUGAAAUUCACUGGAUUUUAUGGUCCGUUUCAUCAUUAGUUCAUAUGCUAGGUACGCAGGCUAUGCGCUAGGUUUUUCCACACUUUUUGUUCAAUCAAAAUAUUUCGCCGUUUCUGAUUGGCUCCUAUCCCCCGGCUAAUUCUUCAUAACCAACUGGCGCUUACCAUAUUUGGAAAAUGCGAGCAAUAUGGCAUCGAUUCGAUGGUAAUGGAAACGAGUUUGACCCAUGGUAUGUUUGCCGGGAAACCAGGCUACUCGAGCAAUAGUGAACUUAACAAAAAAAUGGCGUUCUCGGCUAUCCGAAAACGUAAUAGCUGAAUUUCUGACUAAAAAAUAAACGAUAGAAAUGCCAGGAUACUUACUUCAUCCAGUUUUCGCCUUCGGCUCGCUACCUAAAGAGAAUGUUAUCAAAAUCACCAAAAGUUUAACUUCUGUAGCUUUCUGUAAUUGUAAAUUAUUUUUCUACAGUUUCAUCUCUAUCAGAUGAGUUCGCCAAGAAAAGCUGAUAAUCAAAGUGGCUUGACGCCAGAGAAAACUCGUGGUCCUGCCCAACUUUCACCGUAAGCUUUGAGUUCGCUUCUUCCUUAGUUAGGUAUAUUGUUUCAUCAUAUCACUGGCAGCUAAAGGACAGCAAACUUUUCCCUGGAAAAAGAGUGAAGCUUUUAUCUUAGUCCAGAGAGGGUUUCGAAAAAUACCUUUUAAGGUACAACGACAACAACAGAACAAAUAUUAAAUAUUUGUUCUGUUGUUGUCGUUGUGGUUGUUGUUACAUCAGUGCCAACAUCAGCUAAAACAUACUUGUCCUGUGUUCGUUGGUCAGAAGACUUGUUUCCGGAUUACUUAUAUUCACUGAACAAGCUACGUCGGCAAGCUAGACAUUCUGGAGUGGAAACUGAGCCUGCACGAAAAACAGCUGAUUAUGGUCAGCUUUUCGAAAAAGUGGCUAUUGAAAAUAACUCUCUUUCCAUUUUUACUUUUUUUUAAAUAUAUAUUUUGACCUAAAUGAACUCGAUAUGAACUCUCGAUUGCAAAUCAUCGUUACAAACUACGCCAUUCCUUUCUUUGGGUGACACGCGACGCCUAAGUAAGACUAAGACAGUUAUUUUUUGUCUUGUUUCCCCGAACAGACAGAAGGAUGAGAACAAACAAAGCAGCCCAUCAAAAGGUUACCAAUUGAGAGUCUGAUGCCGAAUGUUGUUGGCGAACAUCGCGAUUUUUUAAGGUGCCAGUCGAGAUCGUUACAGUCGUACAGCACUAACGUCUCUACAGUCACGCAUGUUGAUGGAAAUCAGUGGUGAUUGUUUGAUUAUCAGCACCAGGGGUAUCUAAAAAAGAACCGUCUAAAGUGACAUGUAACGAAAUAUGGGCCAUUGAAAUCACAGGAGAUGUGUUGUCAAGGAGCGCAAAUCGGAGACCUGCGCUACGUACAUUUAUCUUCGUGUGGCUUUCCGCAUGACUAAUAUGAAAGUGCAGUCCGUUUAAACCUGUAAUGUAGCUGAACAACGAUUUUUUAAGCCAGCAAACCUUUACUUUUUUAUUGUAGAUAUUACCGUUUGAAAUAAAUAACACUACCAGA